This is a messenger RNA of Pezoporus flaviventris, 10447 nucleotides long. It is a transcript of the gene FRS2, whose product is annotated as fibroblast growth factor receptor substrate 2. Gene Ontology annotation, biological process: cell surface receptor protein tyrosine kinase signaling pathway. Lineage: Eukaryota; Metazoa; Chordata; Aves; Psittaciformes; Psittacidae. The transcript has 8 exons. Gene Ontology annotation, cellular component: cell-cell junction; cytoplasm. The record is from RefSeq and is a predicted model, not a curated record. The coding region runs from base 2393 to 3919 and encodes 508 amino acids.
GUGAGAUAUGUAGGAAAAGUAGGGAUUAAUUUAAGCAUAUGCUGUUCAGUUUGGAGUUUAAGCUCUCCUUAAGGUGGGUGACUUCUCUGUAGUCAUCAGGAAGAUGUCUGAAGAGGAGGAAACCUGUUCAGCUGAGGUGUUGGGGACAGGCUGAAAUACUUAAUGAUGAGUAAUUUACUCUAGGGAAAGCUCUUAGUAGCAUGAUUAAAUGUUGACUACCAUGAGAUAUUUUAUGCUAAUAAGUAGAGUGAUGUUAACCAGUUGUUAUGUGAUAUGCCAAACUGCUCUGGCAUUCAUGAUGAGAUGACUGAUUGCAGUGGUACUAUUAGAUUGAUUGGCUGUAUUGCUGACUUAAAAAGUGAGCACUGCAUUAAGGUGCACUGGAUUAUUACGAAGUGUUCUAUCAUAAGUGUAAGUUUUCAAGUUGUACGUGAAAUAUGUAGUUUUAGGCUGUUGAACAAAGAAAGUUAAGUAUUUGUUUCAAUGUUACACAUUAAGUAGCUAAUUAUUUUGAAAUUCUAACAGUUUUUUAUGAGCUGCUGUGCUCAGCAUAUUUUAAAGUGCUCAUUACACACAGGUCUAGAUUUUUUUUAAAGAAAAUAAACAUAUUUGAAAUAAGACCUGUUUUCUAAUCCUGCUGUCAGAUGUAAAAAUGCCUAGAAUAAGCAGAUUGUAUUUCUUCAUCUUGCUUUCCAAUGCAGUGCCUCACAAAAAAGUGUGUGGCCUGAAUGUGUGUGGGUUUUGUUUUUUCUUUUAAUGGAGUUAUGCAAGUUAACAUAGCUUUUAUUGUUGAUUAAUAGCUAAAAUUAUUGGGUGGGGGUAGGAUGGGGAAGGGACUACUAGUGUGCAUUCUUUUAGAGAAAGAAAAUCUUAAGCUCUCUUCCAUCACUUGGGUGCUUUCAGCUUUAUGUUCUGCUCUGUCAUUAGUUUAUAGAAAUGCUGGCAUUCAGCUUGUCAAGAAUUGGACAUAACCGAGGAGCUGAAAAGAAUGUAAACUCUUGUAUAAUGAAAUAUAUAAAACUUUCUUGUCAGCCAAGGAGGAAUAAGUGAAAUAGUGUAUUAGUGCGGUUUUUAAGUAGUUAGAUUUUAGAUUUGUUCUGUAUGAAAUGCUAUUUCUCAAGUGUGCUGUAUAAAGGAAAUGUAGCUUCAGAAUGCCUUCUAUAUUUUUUACUUCAGAACAAGCAAGGAAAUGUCACAGAGAAUGCUUGAGAUGAUAGAAUAAUACAGGCUAGCAGUGUAUGGUGAACAGUAAAAGUAUUCUACAUAUUACAUCAAAUAGUAAAUGUUGUGGGCUGUUAGGAAUCUGAGAGAGAUCUUGUUUUACAUUCAUUGUAAAGGCUUUCCAGGAAUUAAUUCCAAUACCAAACACUACUCAGUGAAGUCACAUUGUUGAUUACCUUUCAUUAUGAAUGGACUAUUUUGAGGUGGGUAGUUGUAGAAAAUUUUGUAGUUACAUAUGGCUGUGUAAAAUGAACAUAAAAACUAGACAGAAUAAGGGGAUCUUGUCUUCAGAAUGCAACCCUCAUGAAUGAAAUGUAAUUAAAACUGUCACCAGAACGUUUGAUGUUAAUUUUUUUUUUUUAAUGUUAAAAGCUACUUGCCCAGUUAGUCAUAGGCUAACCCUAAUAAAACCCAUUAAACUUUCUUUGGGUUUCAGAUCUGUAUUUGUGAAUAUAUCUUUUAUGCUACUGGUGGGAGUAAACCUAUUGUUCCAACAGAAAUUUGGUGAAAAUCUCAGAAACCUAGAAUUUGAGUUUCACUUGCUUUGUGCUAAAAUACCGUCACCACUUUCUUUCCAAACUGAGAUACAGAGAAGAAGCAAAUUCCACUGUGUUUUGGCUGUUCAUAAAUAUUUUUAUAGAAGCUUCUUAUUACUGAGACCUGAAUUUUUUAUGCUGAUGCAUAUGCACAGUGAGUAGAUCAUUCCCACUUCCUUGAAACAUAUUAUUAAGUUGUUUGAAUGGCACAGUUUUGCCCAGCUGUUUUACACUUGGGUGAACAGUUAAAAUGGAUGUCAGUAGGUUUUGAGGUUUUUAUUUGAACUCAAAGAUAGUGACAGCAUAGCUUGGGGUAGGCAGGGCACCUUUUCUACAGUUUGCUUUGCAAAAUCAUCUAUGCAUGCAUGAUAAUCUACUUGUAAAUCAGUUUACAGUAUGCCUUACAGUAUUUUUUUGUUUGUUUGCUUUAAGAGGCCAUGAUGUGAACUGCAGCAAUAUAGCAGCUGAUUCCCGAGUGGUACAGUGUUUGUCUUCUGAAUAAGUUCUAGGUCAAAUGAUUAGUUCUGUGACAAGGCAGCAUGACACUUUGAGUAUGACAGAAGCCCUGAUGCUGCAGGAGAGGCUGGGAAUAUUAAUGGCCAAAUCUAGAGAUCACAUGGUCUUCUAAAGAAGUCAUGGGUAGCUGUUGUAGCUGUCCAGAUAAAGAAACUGUCCCAGAUAACCAUCGAAAUAAGUUUAAGGUUAUUAAUGUCGAUGAUGAUGGUAAUGAACUGGGUUCUGGCAUAAUGGAACUUACAGAUACAGAACUAAUUUUGUACACCCGUAAAAGGGACUCUGUAAAAUGGCACUACCUCUGUCUCCGUCGCUAUGGCUAUGACUCAAAUCUUUUCUCUUUUGAAAGUGGCCGAAGGUGUCAAACUGGACAAGGAAUCUUUGCCUUUAAAUGUGCCCGUGCAGAAGAGCUAUUUAAUAUGUUGCAAGAGAUAAUGCAGAAUAAUAGCAUAAAUGUGGUAGAAGAACCAGUAGUAGAAAGGAAUAAUCAUCAAACUGAGUUGGAAGCUCCAAGAACCCCUCGAACACCUACCACUCCUGGGUUCAAUGCACAAAGUUUACCUAAUGGCUAUCCCAGAUAUCCAUCUUUUGGAGAUGCUUCAUCACAUCCUUCCAGCAGACAUCCUUCUGUCGGAAGUGCACGCCUCCCCUCUGUUGGUGAAGAAUCAACGCAUCCUUUACUUGUAGCAGAGGAGCAAGUGCACACUUACGUCAACACUACUGGGGUACAAGAGGAAAGAAAAAGUCGAUCAAGUGUGCAUGCGCCAUUGGAAUCAAAGCUUUCAAACACUGAAACAGCAAAAGCAAAAGAGGAUCAGAUGUGUACUGAUGACAGAGAUGCUCAGGUUCUCCUGGAGCCUGAAGGAGUCAAGUUUGUUUUAGGACCAACACCUGUUCAAAGACAAUUAAUGGAAAGAGAGAAACUGGAGCAACUUGGGAGAGACCAAGUUAGUGGCAGCAGCACAAACAAUACUGAAUGGGACACUGGGUAUGACAGUGAUGAACGCAGAGAAACGCCAUCUGGUAGUAAAUUGGUGUAUGAAAACAUAAAUAGGUUAUCAAUCCCUAGUGCCUCAGGGGUCAGGAGAGGUCGUUUGACAUCAACCAGUACCUCAGACACCCAGAAUGUUAACAACUCUGCUCAGAGGAGAACUGCGCUGUUGAACUAUGAGAACUUGCCAUCCUUGCCUCCUGUUUGGGAAGCCCGCAAGCUGAGUAGAGAUGAAGAUGACAGUUUAGGACCAAAGACCCCAUCUCUAAAUGGCUACCACAAUAACCUAGAUCCAAUGCAUAAUUAUGUCAAUACAGAGAAUGUAACAGUACCAGCAAGUGCUCAUAAAGUAGAAUUUACACGACGUCGGGACUGUACCCCAACAGUCUUUAACUUUGACAUUAGGCGUCCAAGUUUAGAACACAGGCAGCUCAACUACAUACAGGUUGACUUGGAAGGUGGUAGUGACUCCGACAACCCUCAGACUCCAAAAACCCCCACCACUCCACUUCCGCAAACUCCAACCAGGCGCACAGAGCUGUAUGCUGUGAUAGACAUUGAAAGAACUGCUGCUAUGUCAAGCUUGCAAAAAGCACUGCCCCGAGAUGAUGGUACUUCUAGGAAAACUAGACAUAACAGUACUGACCUGCCUAUGUGAGCCUGGGAAGCAUUAAAUCAUUUGCACCUUUUGUGAAGUUUAUAGAAUUGAAGAUGCAAGUAUUUUGCAUUUCUUAACACUAACGCCUUUUAUAGACUAAUAGAACUUUUUCUGCCUACUUCAUGUACUUGUUUAACUAAAGGGAAUUAAUGUAGAGCAAGUAUUCAUUUAGGUAACACUAUUUCAUUCUACAGUAGUAGUAAUUACUGCAUAGCAGCAUCACCACCUUUCACAGUGCCUCUUUAAAUUGAUUAGACUCCGAGUGACAUGCCAGUUUUGAAUUUAUAAAUAUUCUGGUCUGGUGCCUAUACUCGUUAAUGACAUUUAUAACACUUUUUAAAGCCUCUUUGAUAUGUGCAUUACUAGCAGGUAAACCUAAUCUUUCAAAAUACAUAUCUUGUGUUCAUUCCUCAUUGAAGUGGCUCCUCCAGAAUGAAAUGUAUGUUAAUGCAUUAACUCACUCAGUUUGACGUUCACAAGAUAUAUUGGUUCAUCUCAAAGGGUAUAAACACCACACCUUUUUUUGUCUUUUUUGUUUUUUUUUUUUUUUAUUAGACCACAUAGACAAGAAGGCCUCUAAUUCUGAAGUUUUCUUAACUUGUGUGAUAUUUGAGAGGUUACAUCAAAGUUAGUUGAUCAGAGCUAUGAACACAUCUAAACCCAGCCUUAAGCUCCUUCUGCUAGAAGAGAAUUCACAGUGGUAUAUCAAGUUCCCUGUGAAACCUGACAACUUUAAUCUCAUUAGAGUUUGUUUGGGGUUCUUUGUGAACAUAUUUGCUAUAUGAAUUAAGGCUCUCUUGUCAUUUCUUAGUUCAGUGUGCCUUCCUUCCUUUGCAUUUGUGUGUUUCUUUUUUACCUGUUCCGUAAUGUCUUGUUUUUGAAGGUCAACAUUUUGUACAUAGCUUUAAUUAUUGUUCAGGGUCAUUAUGUGUUUGUCUUACUCUCUGCAUUUGACAAAGAAAGACUCUUGAAGGUCAGAUGGUUGUCUUUGUCCAGUGUUCUACGUUUUUAUGCCUGACAGAGAUAUCCCAGUUCUCCAGCAACAUGCAUGAUUGCACAACUGGAAAGGUUUAUUAUGCAGUUAUUGUCUUCCUCUAACGCAUCAGUCACAGGUUACACGGGAGGCAGGGUACUGGACUUGAUAGUUCUUUAUAGAAAAUUGUACAUCCUAGCAGUGUGCAUCCAUAGUUGAUAGUAUAAUUUAGAAAGAUAUGUAGUGAAUUAUCUGAGGGUAGUAUUAUCUACGAGCAUACUUCUUUUCCUUUUGCAGUUGGUGAACUUGGUUUCAGUGAUGGCUGCUUAGUGUAACAGGUACAUCCAGGUAGAAUGUUGUUUGUUGAAUAUGCCAGAUGCACCCUUAGCAGAAGUUCUUUGUUUUGUUGUUUUUCUAAUACUCUGAAUAAUGUUAGAAUUCUGGCAGUAUUGCAGGUGCACCUUGGUACUAGCAGCAGAGGAGAUUAAUCUUGAGCCUGUGAUUGCAAAGGAAAUGACACUUCUGUGAACUGGUGUGAUAUAAAAUAACCCUUAAACUGUGAGUGAGAAAAACAUGCAAGAAAAGCCAUUUGGAGAUAUGUAAAAUAAUUAAGGUUCUUCAUGCAAUAUUUGAAUUCAAGUUUUGUAACAAACAAACUACGAUUAUUUUCUGUCUUUUAAAUUGGAGUGUGUUCCCUGUUCCUUUGUUAACUUUUUCUUUGGUCUUCUCUCACUUUACUAGUGGCAGCACUAAUAGCACCUGAAACACGUGUCUUGUCACACCAUUAACGGAUACCAGGCAACCUUUACACUCUGACUGUCAUUGUUUUUUACAGACUGUAUGGUACUGAAAUACCAGAUGCACAAAGAAAAUAAUUUGCAGAAGUAAAAUAUGGGAGUCAUUGAGAUCAUUGUGAGGAACUUAAAUAAGAUUUAAAAAAAACCACUUUGUUAAUAAUUUCAUGGUCAACCCAUGCAUGCUCUUGUGAUAGACGUGUUGACUUGUGGGGAGACCUUGGUACUCAAGAAGGUCUGGAGUGAAACAUUUUACAGGUCUGCAGUGCUAGUGCUCCUUCUCAUCUUUGCCAUUGCCUCACCCUAUGCUAUGGACCAGUCUUGGUCUAUACGGAAGAGAAAUUACCAGAUAUUGCAAAAUAAGUAGUAGGUUAAUGAUACUGGUGUAAUUCUGGCUCUUAGCUUGGAGCUCACUUUAAUUUGUGAACUGAACUAAUGCUUCAGCAUGUGUUUAGAGGCAAGUGUGUUUGAUCUAACCAGCUGCCUAGAAAUACUUGGUUCUCAUCUGUAUGGUGUGGGUGUUUCAGAAAUACUAAUUAAUUGGACCUGUGAAUAAACACACCCUUGAGGCAGGGAGACAGUAUUCUUAGUUGACAAAUAGGGGAACAGAGACUUCAGGUAGAUCCUGAGUGACCUGUUGCAAUUACAGCCACCAACCACGUCCCUCCUUAGUUCUCGUGUGCUGGCCUAUGUCUAUUCUGGUCUCAGAUACAAGGGAUGCUCAGAGUAUUUUUUUUUAAUGUUGCAAGUUUCACAGUACUUUAUAGGGGUUGUUUUCUUAGCUCUGGUCCCCAGAAUUGAGAAAUUUCAACUUUCUGUAACCUUAACUAUAUUAACAAGUCUGACAUAUUUGCCAGGACUAUUUUUUUUACCCUCUUAAAUUUUUCAGGUGGGAUAAUGCUUUCUUGUUUUGUGUGCACUGCAGACAUACUGGGUAGUCCCCAUUACCCAUGCUGCUCAUUUAUAGCAGUCCUUAUUUUCUUCCCCUUGAAGUAGAUAUAGUUGCAAUGCACUUUACCCUUUGAGACUUAGUAAAUAGUUUUUCAAUUCAGUCUCUUCAAGGCUGUGAUGUUAGGUUUAGUGUCUGUAAUCUAGGAUUCAGUUUUCAGCUGAAAUCUCUCCACAGUAUUUAGGUCAUAUUUAUUUUGGGCCCACAGGUGUGUAGACUGAGAAACUACAAAUAUGUAACCAUUUUCUGUAGUAACCAAGCCAUGUUAAGUUUACAUAAACUAGAUCCUGCAAAAACGGCAACAUCUCCAUCAGUUAUAAUUUCCAUCCAUAACAUGCAGUUGGCCGCUACCCUUUAAGCACAUUGGACAAGGGAAAGCCUUUAACUGUAGGUAUUCCUUUAAUGCAGUGAUUUGGGAAAGACAUACAUUAGAGUAUCUCUUAAACAAAGAAAAAACUGAGUUGACAAAGAUGAAACAGUGACCAAAAGUACAUAAUAAAGAUUGUAUUAGAAAUACAGUUAGUGAGAAUUUAAUCCAUUGAUUAUGUCAGGAAAGUAUUUUUUUCCCAAAUUGAUGUCAAGAGAAGGACCAGUUUUUAAAAAUUUUGUGGUGUUUCUUGGUGAUUCCAUAAAAAAAUAUAAACCAGACCAUUCUGAAAACCUUAAUUCUCAUUAGAACAGGUUUUGUUUCCUUGGAUAAGUAAGUUUCCAAGGGAAAGCACUAAUCCCGUUCCUACUAAAAGUCUACAGAAAUCUUAUAGAAAUGUUAAGUGUUCAAAAAUACCUUUCAUAUCAUAAACUGCUUAAUUUCCCUUCUCCCUGAGAUGUUUGGAUAUUUGUGUGUUUUACCCCUCUGACCAGGAUUUGGGUGUAAAAAGGGCCACAAAAAGGUGCAAACUGUAUGGAGUCUGAGCCAGUGUCAAAAAAGGGCUGCUCUUCUGUAGGUGACAGACCAGCAGUUGAUUUUGCUGGUUUUAUAACUGUGUGUAUUGACUCAAAAUCUGGCUGUCCUUGCUUUUGUUUUAUACUUAACCACUUCUCAUUGAGACAGGAUCAGGAGAGAGCAGAUUGUCUUUACUCACUGUUGGUGAUGCAAAAAUGCGAGUUCUGAUUAAUGUCAGUUACUUCUUUAAGCGUGUAAUGAUGUAUCUGAUUUGGACCUCUAUUUCUAAACAGUAUUUUACAUGUAAGGUGGGAUCAGUGGUGAAAUUCCAUUUCUACACUGUACUAAUUUAUUUAAUGGCUACAAAUAAGAUGAAGCUGAUUUAGUAGGAACUAAUUGUGGACUUAAAUCUGAAUUUCUCCCAUUUCCCCUGAAGAAGUUCGGUUCUUCAGUGAUAGAUAGAAUUAGGUAUUUUUGGAAUUUAGUACGAUCUUUCCCAUCUUUUCCCUGAGGUAGCAAUUCAGGCAUUUAUAUUUGACAGUAUUUACUUAAUAUAAACGUAAGUUCAUUUAUGAUGUCUUUAUUUUAAAUUCAUAUACACUCCAAAAAAAGUCAGAAGAAAUUCCACCACAAAAAACUGCGUUAAGAUGGAGUCAAGGUUCCUGAUGUCCUUCUUGUAGAGCAUAUACAAAAAAGAUGGGAAAGUCACCAGUUAAGUCACCAGUUAAGGUUCUUUUCGCAAUCUUUAGGAAUUACUUCCUCUUCAGGACAAGAUAAGUGAAUAAGGAGGAAAAAACCCCUCAGCUUAGCAGCUGUAACUCUGACCAUGUAUACAUUAUGUCUUGUGAUACCAUGCUGUAAGGUAUGUGACUAAGUCUUUCAGAUGUCUUAUUAGGAUAUUAGCCAUUAAAACAUGGUGUUUACUCCAGAUUAACGCGGUGUUUUGUUUUGAAAUAUGUAGGUGUACAGAUAGAAUAUGAGAGAUGAAGUUACCUUCAAAGUUGAUGAAACAAGUGUUGGACAUUUCUAUAUUUUUAGAUACUACAACGGGCAUUUUGAAAAUUUUCUUGCAGUUUUAAUAAUUAUUUAGUGUGGUUACAUACAUAUAUUGUGACAAUGUUUUCUGCUAUAUCCAUUACUUUGGUGUAAUUCUACUUUAUGUAGCGAAUAUGUGUAUAUACAAAGGAGUUUAUGUAAAAAAGAUGAUUAAGAAAUAGGCUCAAGCCCUUCAGAACAGGGACUGUCUUCCUCUGUGUCUGCAAAGUACUUCAUGCCUUGGUGUCACAGCCACAGCUCACAUCUGAGACCCCUGGUGACCUAAUUGCCAAGCAGUGAGUGUGGAGGAGCGGCUCUUCUGCCUUCCACGAGAAGCCUUGGUACAAAAGGUGCCGUGAAACUCACCUUGCCGCACACUGGGGCUGUGCUGUACGUGGUCAUGCCCAACACCACCUGCCAACCAGAAUGCCCAGAGUCCAUGUCUCUGCUUCAGUCCUUCCCUUUGGCAGUAGGAAAGGAAGUCUGAGGUAGGAGCUUUGAUGUCAUCAGGGAAUCUUCCUUGUUUGCAGGGUAAUCCUUCUGGAGCUUGGUCAGGCCUCAUGCAGUGUCCUUUGAAGCCAAACACGUGAUUUGCAUUGACUUCAAGGGCCACUGGACGUGCUCCUGCAAGAUCAAGUUGUGCUGACGUAACAGCUCUGUUACACCUGAAGACCUGGUUGGUCAAGUUCUUCAGGAAAGGUCUAAAAAUACUGUAAAAAUAUAAAUAUAUUUAAUAACAAGUACUGAAAAAAAAAUCCUAUUUGUUGUGGUCAGAGUUCAGAUUAUUAUGUGAAUGUUGAUUUCUUAGUCAUACUUGCAUAUAUAUUGCUUUAACUAUUAUGUAUGAAAGAGGAAGUGAUUCUGAAGUGCGUGAAAGAUCAGGAUUACACCUGUUUUGUAAUGGUUGUAUUAGUUAGGAAUGGAUGUCAGCACAUCUAACUCCAUAUUAAUGCAGUUUUUUUGCAUUAGAAUGUGUAUGUCAUACACCCACAUUUUAUAUAUAAUAUGUUAUAUGUUUGGUACUAACUUUGUAUUUUUCCUGAAAUUUUGCCAAAUCUCAAACACAGGUGUUCUCACUUGUAACACUUUGGUACUUAAUAACUGAAUGUAUAAGAAAUGCUCUGGUAUGAAAGGAAAGAGUGUUGUCUGGUGUCCCGCAAUACAGAUGUCUGAACCAGCAGGCCUGUUGCCUUUUUCGCAUCUCGCUUUGCUGCAAUGUCAUCACCUUUCACCUCCUGACAAACAGGCUGUGUUUUAAACUCAACUGCAGACCUGCCAUUACAGUUGGAUACUGCGCUCGCACAAAAGCUGACUGGUAGUAGUGAGAAUACAAUAGUCACCAGCGUGCCACAAAUGCAUUUAUUAAAUGCAGAAAUAGACACUUCUACAAAGGCCAAAAUCUUAUGUUGUAUGUUCUUUUCUUGUCAUUACAUUGUAUGAUAUUGUAAGAUUAUUGUAUGUCCUAAUUUGCAUUAUAAAAUGUUUUUUCCUACUUAAAGGCAUAAAUAUAGCAACUUUGUAUAAAGGUAGCUUUCUAGAUUUUUAUUUCUUUUAUAUAAAAAAGUCUAAACAGUGGGAGUACCAUUGCCAAAUUGUUUAUAAAAUUUCAAUUAACUUGCCCUGUUCAGUGAAUUUGCUUUUACAAACAUUCCGUAUUUCUUUUAUGAAAAAAGUAAUAUUAUACUAUGCAGAAAAGAGUGUAUUUUUAUGCCAUUCCACAUUUAUCUUAAAAAGAAAUUAAUUUCACUUGUCUGAAGCUGUCAUUACUGAGGAAGCUUACCAAAUGCACAUUUUUACAUGUAUCUGUAUUAUGACAACAUUUUCCCCUUUACCAGUGCCAACUUCAUUUGGAAAAAAAAGAAAAAAGGUAGCAUGGCAAUAAACUAUUGAUUUU